Messenger RNA from Eruca vesicaria subsp. sativa (arugula), 1218 nucleotides. The record is from the annotation of a GenBank genome assembly. NCBI's taxonomy places the organism in Eukaryota, Viridiplantae, Streptophyta, Magnoliopsida, Brassicales, Brassicaceae.
GUAAUGUGUCAAAUUGCAAUUUUCAAGUCUUAUCUACUCAUCCAACUACAAGUCAAUGGCAACGUUUUCUUCCACAGUCAAAUCUUCUAAGCACUAUAAAUACAACCAUCACCUCCAAAUACAAAUAAAUAACACUCUUCUAUCUCUCCAACUACAAUCAUCAAGAUCUUAUUUACCAUUUUGACUAUAUAUAUGGCUUUAAAGAACAUGACAACAAUCAUGGCUCUCUACCUCACCUUCAACCUCGUUUUCUUGGGCUUUAUCACAGCCCAAACUCCACCUCCUCCUGCAAACCAACCUCAGUGUCCUGUUGACUUGGUCGAUCUCAAGGUUUGCGUCAACGUAUUUACUAAUGUCAUCAACCUACAAGAUCCGGCUAAUAUCCUCAACCCACAAAAUCAGGCUCAAUGUUGCAGUCUCUUAAUUGGGCUUGGUGGUCCUGUUGCGGCUUUAUGUUCCUGCGAACUCGCUAGAACCAGAGUUCCCGGCGUAGCAAAUACAAGCAUCGCCACUGCGCAAGCUAACCAGUUCCUCAAGCUGUGCCCAGGUGUGACGUCACCACCCAAUUUCAGAUGCAACUAAUAAGUUUCAACAUGCAAAAUUAUAUAUUACAAUCACUAUAAAAUAAGCAGACACGUUCUAUAAUAUCGGUUCAUGGUUCAACUGUAUGUGUAUUUAUUUUCUUCAAGCAGUUAUAUAUAUCUUACGUCUGAAAACAAAUGAAACGUCUUGGAUUGUGUUUCACUUGUUCGGCUGUUGCAUCACAAAAGUUUUUGCAACUAAAUAUAUUAGAGUUUUUGGGCUGUAUGACAUUUUCUGAGUUAUAACUCAGUCCAUGACACUUAAUUUAAAGGCAACAAAGAACUAAGAGCAAGUCCAUUAGUAGGAACCUCUAAUGGGUUCUUAUGAUUAAAUUAGUAGUUAAUUAGGUGAUUUGAGAAGUUAAGAACCUAUGUUAGUGUAAUUAUUUUUUUCCUCCUCCAAUGGAAGAACUUCAUAGGGGUUCUUGAAGUUUUUGUUUUUUUUAAUUUGAAGCCCAUACAACCAGGUAUCUGAAUCAAAGCGAUCUUGACCCACACAUACGAAUCCCUCAUCUCCAGUGAAGCAUAUAACCUGAAAAAAUCAGAAUUAAUUAGUCUUUACAUGACACAAACAAGACACUGAAAUAAAGAACAAAUAAAACUUGAAGAAGCAUAACCCACUUUCUUCAGAUGUGAG